CAGAAAUCUUCUACUGCGGAGCACUACGCAAAUUUGUCCAGACGUAUCGAAAUGCGUGCGGAAUUUCCAUCAGCGAAACUUCGACAUUUGCUUGCGCAUGACAAGCUAUGCGACCAGCGACGAUGCGGCCAGCACUGAGCCUGGGAGGCCAAUACAUAUGUGCGAAUUGCCAUCGUGCUGGGCAAGACGUUCUUCGGUACCCCAGUUUGCGACCGCUCCAUGCAUCCCCAAUCUUUCAGCGUCGUCCGCGGCGGCGAGCUUUCUUCUCUACCAAUACUUCGUUGCAAAGUCAGACAGCCCAGAGACAAGAUGUGCAGCAGGAGAGCGUAGCAGCCGACUCGGCGUCUAUCCAAGCACAGAAGAGGAAGACAGCUCGUCCUACCGGCACCAAGACGUCCCUCCGAAGAGUUGGAUUGGAAGCACAGAGAUCAAAAGCCGGAAAUUUGAUACAAUCGAGCACCAAGACACAAGAAGAUGUAGGGACACCAAAAAUGGUAACGGCAUACGCCGUGGCAGAGCAAUUCGACCUAAGCAAAGUCGUUGAGAUCCUUCGUGGGAAGGGCUAUGAACCCGAUCCGCUGGGCACAGGUCUAUUUCCGCAGGUGAUCCACGUUCAAGUCCCUAUAUCAUCCAUCUACCGCUCGACCAACCCGGGCGCCGUCGAUUUGUCGUCCAGAGAGGUAGGCGAUGUUUUCAUCUUCCCCUCAGGUACAGUGGUGACAUGGGCUCUUCCCGAAGGGUUCACCUCGUAUUUUGCGACUCGCACUCUGCUUCCCGCCGCCGAGAACCCUCACAAAGAACCCAUCGAGACCGAGGACUUGGAUUACAUAGAAGAUCCCAAUCGUGAACACAGCGUCAUUCGUGGAGACACAAUUAUCCUUGGCACAAAGAGGAACGAGCAAGCCUCACAGGACACGAGUGACGAUGAAACCGAAUCACAAUAUCAAACGGUCGAUACGGUUCUGACUAAGAUCGCCUUCUCUUCCGGCUUUGCGCGCAGCACCAAACUUGCUGUUCUCGAGACCAAUCUGUCCGCCUAUCUUGCCUCCACAGCUGACAUACCCGCCUUGCUAUCCAAAGGCUCACGCCUGCCCUUCAGACUUUCUCGAGGCUUCAUUCUCCGCAAGACAGGCCAACUCCUUCUUCUCCGUGCGCAAUUGAAUUUGUAUUCGGAGUUGACAGAUUCCCUUCCCGAUAUUUUCUGGGAUUCGCGCCACGAGCUCAAUCUGGAAAACUACUACGACCAGGUAGGAAGGGCACUGGACGUCGGUAUUCGAAUCAAAGUGCUGAACGAGAAGAUGGAUUAUGCGGCGGAGAUUGCGACUGUCCUGAGGGAGAGACUCAGUGAGAAGCACGGCUUGUUUCUCGAAUGGAUGAUCAUUAUCCUCAUCGCUGUGGAAGUGGGCUUCGAGAUCCUGAGAUUACGUCAAGAGGGUUUCUUCGAGGAUGUCGGCAAAGAUGGGAAAAGACAUAAAAGGCGUAAUGGGGAAAGAAUUCUUGAAGAUACCACUACAUAGACGAGAGACGGUUAAUACGUGCUCGACAUCG
This is a messenger RNA of Exophiala viscosa, 1548 nucleotides long. RefSeq lists its product as uncharacterized. Lineage: Eukaryota; Fungi; Ascomycota; Eurotiomycetes; Chaetothyriales; Herpotrichiellaceae. Gene Ontology annotation, biological process: positive regulation of mitochondrial translation. The transcript has a single exon. Bases 108 to 1517 code for a protein of 469 amino acids. The record is from RefSeq and is a predicted model, not a curated record.